This is a messenger RNA of Debaryomyces fabryi, 1845 nucleotides long. RefSeq lists its product as uncharacterized. Bases 1 to 1845 code for a protein of 614 amino acids. The transcript has a single exon. Gene Ontology annotation, biological process: intra-Golgi vesicle-mediated transport. NCBI's taxonomy places the organism in Eukaryota, Fungi, Ascomycota, Pichiomycetes, Serinales, Debaryomycetaceae. The record is from RefSeq and is a predicted model, not a curated record. Gene Ontology annotation, cellular component: trans-Golgi network; TRAPPII protein complex.
AUGAAUUUAUCUAUUACUCUACCGACUAAGGCCAAUCAACUAGAGAAGUAUGAGGAUCUUGAUAAGUUCUUGUUCCAUUUGCAUUCGUCUCCUGUGAGGGAUAUUAUAUUUUUUGAUGAAUCCAUAUUAGGGUUCAUCGUUUUAAAGGCACCGCUUAAUACGCAGAACUAUAAACAAUCUAAGGUAUUUCUUGAUAUAUCAAUUGUACUGGCAGAUUUGCUUAAAUCAAAAUCAGAUAUCGAAAAUGAUAAGUUUAAUUCCAGUAUUAUAAAUACAACGUUGGGGUCUGAUGACAUUAUCUUUCAUGGUGAAAAUAACGAUCAUCACUAUAUAAUAUGGAAGUUUGAAGUACCUGUUACAUAUCCGAAGAAAAAGGUCAAUAAUCCAAACGUACUGUUUUCAUGUUUCAUAAGUGAUAAAGAAGCAAAAGGUACUUCGGUUAGUAGAGACAGUGGGCCCAUUGCUGACAAGGCCUUAGCCAAUUAUAAGCCAAGCUAUUCUAGAAAUCUUUUAUCAGAAUUGAAUAAUGAAGCUAAAGGUUCUGAAUCCAAGUACCUAUUGACUAUAGAACCGGAUGUGCAAGAAACCCAACCGUCAAUAAUAAUUGAUGAAAAACUGGCAUCGAUUUCGAAAGCUAGUUUAAGCAUACCUGUAUCAGUUUCCUUAGUGAUUAAACUAAAAUCUACGAAGCCUGCAGGAAGAAAUAACAUUCUACUAUCUUCUUUGAAUAUAGAACUGUCAGAAGAACUAAUAAAGCUUUUGAGUGAACUGAAAGACGACUAUUAUUUUAAUAUAUUGAACUUGUCACUAGACUUUAAAAAUGGAACGAUUGACGAAUUUAACUCAUUCAAAGAUAAAUUUCCUAUGAGUGUUAAGCUAAUCGAUUCAGUCAGUUUGUCCUACAGACUUGUAAAUAAUGAAUUUUUAGAGAAAGAUUUGAAACAAUUUGAUAACACCUCAAAUAUGAAUCAAUUUUCAAAAUCGAUUAACAUAAGGCUUACGUUACAAGUUCAGAAGUUCAUUCCAGAUUUAAAUAAAUUUGAAGAUAUAAGUAAUAUAAUAACGACUAACUGGUCGCCAUUUUUGGAUUUCAGUAUAAUAGCACCUCCGAUUAAUAAUUCAUUGAAAACCACAACAAACUAUUCUCAGUUUCAGUCACUGCCAAACUCGCAACCAUUUAAAUAUAAUAAUAUCAGGAAACCCAACUUGCUUAAACCAAAAGGUCUGUCAUCGCAAGUAUCUAUUACCAGUGGGAAUCAAAUUAACACAGGGUUUUCAAAUUUUAAUAUACACGGCUCCAAACGAUUUAAUAAGUCCUUGAUUUCAUCAUCUUCAUCGUCAGUUACUGUCAACUUAACAACUAGCAAUAACUCUACAUUAUCUGGAUUAAAGCUAACGUUUCAAGGAAAGCUCAAUUUAAAACUAGGAGAGAUUGUCAAUUGGAAUUUACAAGCAAUUAAUAAUUCACCCAAUAAAUUAAAUUUAUCCUUAGUUGUCCAGAAUCCAAUAAAUCUAAAUUAUGGCCAAAAAAAUGCUAAUAAUUCUAAUAAUACGUCAUCUUCCAAUUUGUUGACUUCGGCUUCGGACAAUAAAGAAGUACUAGUAUACAAUAAACUUCAACUCUUUUCGUUGUAUCAUUCUUUGAAAUUGAAUACCAGUGGAAUUAUAAUUUUAGAUAAUGACAUAAGAAUAGGACCUUUAGAACCUAAUAGUGUUUUCGAAACAAGUCUCAAUCUUAUUGGAAUAUCUCAAGGCAUUUUUAAUUUAGAUGGUAUCAAAAUAUUUGAUACCUCUAGUGGUGAUGGUUUGGAUUUCGGUAAAUUAGUGGAGGUUUUUGUUGUUUAA